AAUUUUUUUUUUUUUGGACGUAGUUUCAAGUUUGAGCUUAAUGACUUAACAUUCUUCAAGUAGGUAUUGUAUUAGAAGUAUAUACUAAAGUGCUUGUGUAGUUGUGUUAGUUUUGGGACCUAAUAAAGUGUAAUAACAACAUUAAAAAAAGUUAUGAUUAAGUAACGUAAAACAAAGAAAAGACAAGGAUGGUUUCAAAAAAAAAAAAAAAAGACAAGGGUCCACCCAGAAAAUGAUCACCUCCUCAACUCCUCUCUCAACUGCUCAACAGCAACAGUCUUCUCUAUCAUUUCCUCGACUCACCAAACACCCCCCUCUUAUUUUUAACAUAAACCCCCUCAUUUUCAACAAACCCAAAUUUAAUUCAAAUUUUAUUCCACAUUUCCUCUCAAUUUUUUUCUCAAUUUAUUCUCACUCAUAUCUAUUAAUUACAAAAAUGAGAGGCUCAAACUCAACCAAUUAUUCAAAAAUUCUAUCUCCAACAAAAUUGAAGUUAACAAUCUUUUGUUUCCUCUUCUUUUGCUUAGUUUUUCUAACUGUACGUUCAUCUUUCUCUUCUUCAUCAGAUAACGCCACCAAUCAGACCUUAAUUUCGUAUGUAAAAUCCCAGAAAUGCCCUUCCAGUUGUACCAAAAUUCCACCAUCAAUAUCCGACGCAAUCAUCCACUACGCAACAUCCAACAUAACUCCCCAACAAACCGCCAAAGAAAUCUCCGUCACCGACCGCGUCCUCCGUCGCAAAUCCCCGUCGAAUUUCCUCGUGUUUGGCCUUGGCUACGAUAGCCCAAUGUGGGCCUCACUAAACCACGGGGGCAGAACCGUCUUUUUGGAGGAAAACGAGGGGUGGAUCCGUCAAAUCAAGGAGAAGUUCCCAACCCUCGAAUCCUACCUCGCCACGUAUGACACCAAAGUACGUCACUCCGAUACACUACUGACGUCAGCAAAGGAGGCGGAGGAGUGUUCGAGUGUGGUCGAUCCUAGGGAAAGCAAGUGUAACUUAGCAUUGAAGGGUUUGCCAAAAGAAAUAUACGAAGUAGAGUGGGAUUUGAUUAUGGUGGACGCGCCCACUGGGUACCACGAUGAGGCUCCCGGUAGGAUGAGCGCGAUUUAUACGGCGGGUUUGAUGGGGAGGAAUAGAGAAGAAGGUGAAACUGAUGUGUUUGUUCAUGAUGUAGAUCGUGUUGUAGAGGAUAAAUUCUCAAUGGAGUUUUUGUGUCAAGGGUAUAUGGUAGAACAACAAGGGAGGUUAAGGCAUUUUACUAUUCCUAGUCAUAAGGCUCGUAUUGGUAGGCCUUUUUGCCCUCCUCCUAAACCAACUUCUGAUUAGAUUAAUUAUUUUUUCAGAUUUUCUCUUUUUAAUUAAUAAUUCUCUUAUAUACUAUCCCUUAAUAAAUUCUCUUAUACUCUAUACUACUCUGUACUUCGUAUGUGUUACGGAGUAAUUGAUUAGUUCGUUA
Molecule: messenger RNA, 1457 nt
Organism: Chenopodium quinoa (quinoa)
Lineage: Eukaryota; Viridiplantae; Streptophyta; Magnoliopsida; Caryophyllales; Amaranthaceae
Product: glucuronoxylan 4-O-methyltransferase 3-like
Exons: 1
Coding region: 233-1327 (364 amino acids)
Biological process (GO): xylan biosynthetic process
Molecular function (GO): glucuronoxylan 4-O-methyltransferase activity
Source: RefSeq, a predicted model, not a curated record